Messenger RNA from Eucalyptus grandis, 1124 nucleotides. RefSeq lists its product as hypothetical. Bases 73 to 951 code for a protein of 292 amino acids. The record is from RefSeq and is a predicted model, not a curated record. Gene Ontology annotation, molecular function: nitrite reductase [NAD(P)H] activity; 2 iron, 2 sulfur cluster binding. The transcript has 3 exons. NCBI's taxonomy places the organism in Eukaryota, Viridiplantae, Streptophyta, Magnoliopsida, Myrtales, Myrtaceae.
AUCUCUCUCUCUCUCUCUCUUCGCGCUUCGCAGUUCGCAGUUCGCCGCUUUCUCUCUCUCUCUGCAGCUUCCAUGGCCACCGCACCUUCCGCUUCGCCGCCGCUAGCGCCCGCAUUCCCCAACCGCAGCUACUCCCUCGCCCCUUCGCAGUCGCCCUUCCUCUGCUCCCGCGCCUCCGGCCGCCUCCACGCCCGCUCGCUCCGCCUGAGCCGCCCCAGGAUCGCCCCGGCCGGCGGUCGGGGAGCGGUGUCGUGCGAGGCGACGGAGGUUUCCUUGGCGGACAACGAGCCUUCCUCUUCUUCGCCGUCGCCGUCGUCGAGCGAAAACUGGGUCCCGGUGGUGCCGCUGGCGGCGCUCCCGAAGGGAGAGCGGAGAGUGAUCAUACAGGACGGGGAGACGAUACUGUUGCUGUGGUACAAGGACCGGGUGUUCGCCAUCGAGAACAGGUCGCCCGCCGAGGGCGCUUACAGCGAAGGAUUGCUCAAUGCCAAGCUCACCCAGGAUGGCUGUAUAAUUUGUCCAACAACCGAUAGUACAUUUGAUCUACAAAGUGGGGCUAUCAAGGAUUGGUACCCAAAAAACCCUGUACUUAGAGCAUUGACUCCCGCUUUGAGGACACUCUUUGUUUAUCCUGUGAAGACCGACGAAGAGAAUAUUUUCAUUAACAUGAAAGGGAAUGUGAAAUCUGAUGCAUCUGCGGAGAUAGUCUUUAGUGGGAAGGCUCAACCUGGUAUUACUGCUUCGGAUGUCAACGUGGAUGAGGUGAGGAUGGUGGUUGAUGAAGAUCCCGGGGGGUUUGGUUUCACUGGAAAGAAUGAACUGAUAAAUGGGAAAGCUGCAGUAAUCGGUUUUCUCUUGUUGUUGGAUUUCGAACUGCUGACCGGGAAAGGACUUCUUAAAGGAACUGGAUUUCUGGACUUCCUUUACGCUGUUUCAAAUGCUUUCAAUUAAAAACCAAAGUCUUUUGAGGAUGGGAAGGAAGUCCCUGAACAGUAGGGUUUUUAUAUCUUAUCCUUCUUAUCCUUAGGAACAUUAAUCUGUUCAGGAUGCAUAAAAGAUGUUUACAAGUAUACUGCAUUCCGAAUUUGAUGCUCUCGUUCACAGAUUUAAUUCUUUUAUGUCAA